CCUCCCCCUUGUUUUCUCCCCCGUCAGCAGUUUGACUGAGUGUGUUUCUCUCUCACACAUCUCAGUAGGGCUCUUCACUGUGGAACUAGUGUGGAAGUGCAGAAGUGAAGUUCACUACUCUCUCCGUAUGAACAGGCUCAUACUUUAUUCAAACACAGUUGCGUUUCAUAUCAAAGCGACGUUUUUUUUGUAUCCACACCGGACCUCGACGCGUGUCCUGGAGAAAAGCCAGUUUAUAUCGAGGCGUGUUUUGAAGUGUUUCGAAUCUCAUUCCGGGGCCGAAAUGAUCCAAUUAAAUUAGCGUUAGCCGAUGCUAUUUCGCUAGCACGCUACCAGUGCCACACAGGAGUUAGCCUGCUAGCUAAUGCAAUAGACUUAAUAUUGUUCUCGGGGAACUUAGCUGGCUUGGUAUUGCUAACUUCAUAGAGCGAGGUAGUUAUAAAAAAAGAGAUCGAUGCAGUUUGGAGACUCGAUGGUUGGUGUUUUCGAUGUUUGGACUCGUGUUUGAGGGGAUUUUGCAAGUAUUCACACUUCAGGGUUUUUUUUUUGACAGCGAGGCCGCGAAUUAGCCAACAUCUCAGUCUCGGCUUAGCUUAGCCUGUUAGCUAGCUAGUCUUGUGUGUGUUUGAGUGAGAGAGAGGGGGGAGAGGGAGGCAGGGAGGCAGUCAGGAAAAGAGAGAGGUAAAGUUCGUCGCUGUUGCCUCGAGAUGCCCGCGAUGUUGGAAAAGGGGACGACGGAGAUUUCAGGGAAGAGAAGAGGCAGAAACUCGGUGAGCAAUCCGACCAAAAGUUUCACGUCGAAUGGCAACAGUAACAACUCUUGGGAGGAAGGAAGUUCGCCUUCCUCCAGCGAUGACGAGCACGGAGGGAUGCGAGUCGGCCCACAGUUUCAGGCUGUAGUUCCAGACUACGACCCCGAAGUGGCCAAGGCGAGCCAGGAGAGGGAAAACUUGGGAAUGCUGGUGUGGAUUCCUAACCAAAAUCUGUCUGAGUCUAAAUUGGAUGAAUAUAUUGCUAUUGCCAAAGAGAAACAUGGGUACAACAUGGAGCAGGCAUUAGGAAUGCUUUUCUGGCACAAACACAACAUAGAGAAGUCUUUAGCAGACCUUCCUAACUUCACCCCAUUCCCUGACGAAUGGACAGUGGAAGACAAAGUGCUGUUUGAACAGGGUUUCAGCUUUCACGGCAAAACUUUCCACCGCAUCCAACAAAUGCUUCCAGACAAGUCUAUUGCAAGCCUUGUUCGAUUCUAUUACUCCUGGAAGAAAACACGCAGCAAAACCAGUGUCAUGGACCGCCAUGCUCGCAAACAGAAGAGAGAUCGUGAGGAGAGCGAUGACGAGGCUGAUGAGACACACUGCAACUCUCCAGGUGACAACGAAUUAGAGUCAAACAAGGAGGAGAAAAAAGAGGGUGCAUCUGCUCUUGAAAAACAGGAUACAAAACCUGCACUUGUCCAGAAGCAAGCACCUCACACAGAAAAGCCAGCUCAUGUUAAAAAGGAAGCACAAGGUCCAAGGAACCACCACCGUGCCAAGAGAAAGCCUCCCAAAGGCAUGCACCUAAACCAGAGUGAUGUGACAGCCAUGUCAAGCAGUGGCCCUGCCGCAGCCAGCGUUCUCAGGCAGCUGGACAUGGAGCUCAUUGCAAUUAAACGACAGAUUCAGAGCAUCAAACAGAACAACAGCGCCUUAAGAGAAGCGCUUGAUACAGGGGUAGAGGAGUUUCGGCCAGCUGAGGUGAAUCAGAAAUUUAACACACGCUGGACUACAGAGGAGCAGCUUCUUGCAGUACAAGCCAUUAGGAAAUAUGGAAGGGACUUUCAGGCAAUUUCCGACGUCAUCGGCAACAAGUCAGUGGUUCAGGUGAAGAACUUCUUCGUAAACUACCGUCGACGCUUUAAUUUGGACGAGGUGCUGCAAGAGUGGGAGGCAGAACAUGGUGUAGAAGCCUCCAAGAGCUCGGAGGAAGAAAAAAUGGAGGUGUCCUCUGAGGAAGGAACCACAACACCUGUACCACCAGAGGACCAGAAAGAGGAACCGAUGCCUACAGAAGCACAGACCCCUUCUGCCUCUUGAGUGCACAUAUCUGAUAGAUCAGACACUUCUGAUCUAUAUGCGAUCUGCAAUACUCUUGAAGGCAUGUUGCGCUGAAGAGGCACCGACUCGUAUCCACCAUUCCCACCAGUCUCCUUGCUGCUCUGCUGAAAUCUAUGAUUUUUAUAUGUCCUACAAAGUGGAAUCUCAAACUAGCUCAACCCAGGGGUACUUUUGUAUUGUCACUGCCAACAGGAAUUAGUCUCUCUGUCGGAUCAGUGUUGUGCCUGGUGUUAUAAGCACCGUAUUCACUGAACCUUCAGCAACAUUGAGGGCGCUGGAUGGAUUUUGUGACAGAGGAAGGCUUGACUUCUGUUGAAGGUUUAAUAAAAAUUGUUUUGUUCUCCCUCAUAA
Molecule: messenger RNA, 2450 nt
Organism: Silurus meridionalis
Lineage: Eukaryota; Metazoa; Chordata; Actinopteri; Siluriformes; Siluridae
Gene: rcor1
Product: REST corepressor 1
Exons: 13
Coding region: 708-2078 (456 amino acids)
Biological process (GO): negative regulation of DNA-templated transcription; regulation of transcription by RNA polymerase II
Cellular component (GO): transcription regulator complex; histone deacetylase complex
Molecular function (GO): transcription corepressor activity
Source: RefSeq, a predicted model, not a curated record